AGAAACAAUGAGAACCCGAGUUUCCCUUUUCUCGAUCCUGAUAUUGCUGAUUUGCUGCCUGGAUUGGAGUGGCGCUUUUUUCUUCAAGAAGUCCUGGAAGUCGGGAAAAGGAUAUAGUGGAGUACAAAAUUAUGGGAACAAUGGAUACGGCAACUACGGAUAUGGAAACUCCGGUUAUGGAAACCCUGGUUAUGGAAACCCUGGUUAUGGAAACUAUGGCUAUGGAAACUAUGCAGGAGGCUAUGGCUACAAUUAUACAUCCUAUCCGGCGUACAAUUCCUACUCAUCAUACCCGUCUUAUUCAGGCCACUCUUCUUACUCCUAUCCAAAAACAGAACGAAAGCCUUCUGGAAAACGACAAGGACGAACUUACUCGCAAAUAGCAAAGGUCCUAAACCCUGCUCCGUAUGUUGGUCUAGGAGGCUAUCGAUUCCUCCCACGAACUCCCUUCUCCGCUCUUUGGGGUUGAGUUUCUUCUUAACCAACGUUUGGUCGCAUGCAGUAUUAACC
Messenger RNA from Drosophila ficusphila, 510 nucleotides. RefSeq names its product shematrin-like protein 1. Lineage: Eukaryota; Metazoa; Arthropoda; Insecta; Diptera; Drosophilidae. The record is from RefSeq and is a predicted model, not a curated record. The coding region runs from base 8 to 469 and encodes 153 amino acids. The transcript has a single exon.